AAACAAAUCCAUCAAAGUCAACAGCGCCAUCUACUUCGUAAAAAUUGAUUAUAAACGAAAGAAUACGAAUUAUUUUGAAUUUGUUUCCGAAUUAAUAUAUAUUUUUAUAUGAAAAAUGAAAUGGAAUUAUGUAAAUAUCUAUAAUAACCGUUGUAUUACAUAUAGUUAUUUUCAUCAUGGUACAUGAAACAACAGAAUAUCGUAGAAAGUAUCGUUGGAAUUCGCCUCAAAAGCGACAUCAAAUUUGGAAAGAAAAUUGGAAUUUUCGAAAGGCAAGGAAAUUGUUAGAAUUUCAGCAUGAACCAUUUGAUUCAUGGAAUGAAGAACAGUCCAGUGAAUCAUCUGUAACAGAUGAAAUUGCUAAUGAGUUUCUCCCUCCUUCUAAAUUAAAGCAAAAAUAUUUAGAAGUAAUAAAAGAAACUACUAAUCACUCAAAAAUUCAUAUGAUAGAUAGAGCUACCUCUCCAGAAUAUUGUCCUUCUUUAUCUGAAUCUUUGCUUUCUGAAAAAAAUAAAUGUGAUGUUGGUGUUCAGACACCAAACUGGGAUGAUCUUAAAUAUGAAUCUGAUAAAGAUUCUGAUAGAGAGAUGUACAUAGAAAAUGAUUUAUUAGAAAUUGCUAGAAGAUUAAAAGAAGGAGUAAUGUGCAAUGUGAAUACUUUGGAUUUUAUUAAUCAAGUUAUUAACAGAGCAAGAUCAUCAAGUCCUCCUAGGAAGAAAGAUACUAGAGAUAGUUACAGUCAUUUACUUAGAGAUAAGCAUCAGACUCAUCAAUCAAAAUCUCCUAUAAGUUUAUGUAGUCAAAUAAAUAAGCAAAAAGACAUAUAAUGUUAAGAUAUCAAAAAAUAUACAUAGUUCAACUUUGAAAACUCAGAGACAGAAGUUAGUUGAUACAUCAAAACUUUCACGACAAAAACUGCCUGAAACAAAAGAAAUGCCAUAUAAACGUGAAGGGCAUCGUGUUAUCAAUGACUUGAAAAAUUAUGUAGAGAGUGCUACAAAAUGGCUUUGUGAAUAUGAUAACAGAUAUCAGUAUGGACCACGUCACACUAGAAUUUAAAUAUAUAAAAUUUUCUUCUUUUAAUGUGAACCUACCUAAUGCAAUAUUUCAUAAAAAAACAAGAAACAAUAUAUUUUAGUUAAAUACAUUAUUAAUUAUACUAAACUACUGU
Centruroides sculpturatus (bark scorpion) is the source of this 1171-nucleotide messenger RNA. RefSeq lists its product as uncharacterized. The coding region runs from base 177 to 827 and encodes 216 amino acids. The record is from RefSeq and is a predicted model, not a curated record. The transcript is spliced from 5 exons. Lineage: Eukaryota; Metazoa; Arthropoda; Arachnida; Scorpiones; Buthidae.